GAAGCGGCGGCGUGGCCUCCCUGCCUCCCACCCGCCCGCCUCAGCCGCCUUAGUGAGGCGACCAGAGAACUGUAAGAGUGAAGGGAGGCCCGUUGGAGAAGGACGAGCGGGGGGAGGCUUACCUUAGCAAGGACUCCCUUCCUCACCUGGGGAAGGCAGGGAUAUUCUCGUCACUCCUUUUAUUCCUCUUCCACCGCCGCAGCAGAGAUGAAGUAUACUGUAUUCUGCGGCUGGUUGCCUCAGAAGCUGUGAGAAAACCCAGAGGGUGUUUAGGGGUCGGGGAGAGAGCUAAGUACUCUCGUGCCAGUGUCUCUGGUUAGCGAAAACCGAGAGUAUCCCACGCCCUGUCCCAGCCUUCCCACCCCGGCUUUCAGAAAGGGCUAGGGGAGUCUCAGCUGAGGUUAAAAUAAAACUUUCGUGCUCUAAACUUUUGGGUUUUACAUUAGGUUUCACUACGUUACUGCCUUUUAUGGUUCUGAAUUUGUUUUGUGACCUUCCCAGAGUAUGCUAGUGGACCUUACCGAACUGUAAUUAAAAGUGUGUGGUAUAGCAGGAAGUGAAAAUCCAUUAUUUUGAACGAAUAAAACUAGGUGAAGAAAUCUGGCCCACUUGUUAGUCAGUUGGCCAAAGAACAUUUGGAGAAUAUACAUUAAAGCUUUGGCAAAGCUCCCUGUGCUAAGUGCCUCUGCGUCUAUGAUAGCUUUCUUUUCCUGCUGUUGCAUGCUUGAACUCCCCUAUAUGAUACUAUGUUGGCAGAACAAGCCCAGAAGUGGUUCCCAACUCAUGUGCAGGUCACGGUUCUUCAGGCCAAAGACCUGAAGCCGAAAGGCAAAAGUGGCACUAAUGAUACAUACACUAUUAUACAAUUGGGAAAGGAGAAAUAUUCCACCUCAGUGGCAGAAAAGACCCUGGAUCCCAUAUGGAAAGAAGAGGCCUCAUUUGAGUUGCCUGGAUUGCUGAUGGAAGGCAAUUCGGAGAAAUAUAUCCUCUAUCUGAUAGUCAUGCACAGGUCUCUUGUUGGACUUGAUAAGUUUCUGGGACAAGUGGCGAUAAAUUUGAAUGAUAUCUUUGAGGACAAGCUAAGAAGGAAAACAAAGUGGUUUAGUCUAGAAUCCAAACAAGGGAAAAGAAGUAAAGACAGAGGAGAGAUAAAGGUUAAUAUUCAGUUUAUGAGGAACAACAUGACAGCAAGUAUGUUUGACCUCUCAAUGAAGGACAAAACUAAAUCUCCCUUUGCUAAACUAAAGGACAAAAUGAAAGGUCGCAAGACUGAUGGGACAUUUUUGGAUACAUCUUCUGCAAUCAUUCCUAGUACUCGUAUGCCAGAAAUGAACACGGUAACUUCUUUCAGCGAAAUGCAGUUGAAAUCAAAGCCAAAAAAGCAUUUUCUUUUGGGGCCUCAGCGACUGUCUUCAGCUCAUUCAAUGUCCGAUUUAAUUGGGCCUCAGGUGACUUCAGAAAAAAUUAAAUCAGGCACAGUUGGCAACACAUACCUCUUCAGACGUCAGCUUGACUCUGCUGGUUCCAUGGAUGAAAGUGGAAAUCUAAAAUCUCCACACAGACGGACAUUAAGUGCAGAUACUGCUAAAGUGAACCAACUUGACAGCACAGUUGAUGAUGGUGACUCAGCUUUUGGAGCACAAAGUGACCCUUUUACAAAUGUGACUGCUUCAUUACCUCAGAAGUUUGCGACAUUGCCAAGGCAGAAAAAUCCUUUUGAAGAAAGCCCUGUGUCAUGGGACCAAAGUAUAGGUCUGUUUUCAAAACCUGCCGAAAUUAAAAAAGAUAUGAAGAAAGAGAAAAAGGAGAAAGUUAGUCUCUUUGAAAGAGUAACCGGGAAAAAAGAUAGUAAACGGUCAGAUAGACUCAGCAAUGGAGGAUCAGAUGGUUCCAGCGAAUUGAAAUCACCUAGUGCUUUUGGUGACAGUCAACCGGACAGUUUCGAUUUUGAUUCAACUAAUCCCUUUACAACAAACUUCAAGCUAACAAGUGUUCUGCCAUCUUCUAGUCUUAAUGUGAAUCCUGGAAAUAUUGAAGAUCUCCGGAAAACAAUGGAUGGAAAUCCUUUUGAUGUUGCUGCAGGAUAUCGUAACCUUACAUAUGAAGAGAUCUUACAGGAACUAGUGAAACAUAAAGAACAACUGAAGAAGAAGGAUACUCAUAUUCGUGAACUUGAGGACUAUAUUGACAAUCUUCUUGUCCGAGUAAUGGAAGAAACUCCUAGUAUUCUCCGGGUGCCAUAUGAACCUUCUCGACGAGCUGGCAAAUUUUCCAAAAGCUAAGCCAAUAACAAUACUUUGUGGUAUUUCUGUAAUAGGAUGGACUUUUUAACUGCAGCAUUUUGAUAUCUUAAUUCCCAUUAUCCACUCUUUUCAUCCUGAGAGCAUUCGAUGCCAAACAUUGGCCUGCAGUCUGUACAUGACCUAUAUAAUGUUAAACAAAAGUAAACUUUCCGUUGCAUUAAAACAUUUCUUUUUUGCUUAAGCAUUUACUUGCAGGUGUAUCUUGUUUUAAAUAUUAUACUUUAGCUUGUACAUGGUUGUAAAGUUACGAGCCCAUACUUGAAUAUUUGUUUUGCACUUCAGUCAGUGUUUUGAAGCUACAGUAUGCUGUCAAAGUGGAUGCGCACAAGUAGGAUGUAUUUUGCAGCUCUGAACAUGACAGAACAUGUGAUAAUGUAAGACUUUAUUGUAAACAGUUUAUGACUAGGAAUCACAAAUGCAUACUUAAUAAGGAAGUGUCCUUUUGCAUAAAGCUGUUGACACUAUUGAUUCUGGAAUAAAAUAUGUUUGACUUGGUUACAUUUGUAACUUUUUAAGGAAUUUGGGCUUUUGAAAUGGCAACUAGUAAGUUAUUAAAAUCUGUAGGAAUAUAGCAGGAGCUGGAUCUAUAAGAAUAUAGUAUACCACUUGUAUGAACAUGCAAGUAUACAUUAAGAUUGUAUAAAUAAAACAAAAGAGCAUAAUGAAUUAAUGCCUUAUUUGAUUAAUGUCUGCAUGUACUAGGGAAGUUAAGGCUAUCAAAGACAUAUUCUGAAGAAUUAGCAUGUCAGCAUAUAGGUUCUUUUCUUGGCUAUUCUAUAUUUGAAACCAGAAAUGGAAAUAAUGUAAACUUGUUAUUGAUCUAGGUGAUUGAUUUUUAAGAUAAGCUGCAGGGUUAUUGUUUUUCUGUGAUGAAAUUAAGCAAAUGUCCUCCACUUAAGAAAGAUAGUUGUAUUUGAUUAAGCAUGUCCCUAGCUAGGUAACAUUUGUGUAGACUGUUCUGUUGUUGUGUGUCUGUUCAAAGUGGCAAAAUGCAAUUUCUAAUGGAAAACACUACCAUAAGGGGAAUAUUGUUUACUAUACCAGUAAUCCAAAAGUGGUAAUUUUAAUUUGCUUUAUAAAAGACUUUAAACAGAGUGUUUACUAGUGUGAAAUGCAAAAUAGGCUCAGACAUAAGGUAGAUGGGGUGUUAAGAAGAGGGUGUUUUAUUUUUGCAUUUUUGUAAAUCUUUCCUUGCUUGGUUAAUUUGCUUUUUUAGGACAAAAGGAGGUCUUUCCUGAACAGGAGAAACUGAAGAAUAUGAAAUAGUUUCCCAUUUUUAGAUGAUACUUAUUCAAAUUGUUUUUGAUUUCUUUUCUCUGUUAAUGUGUCAACAAUUUUGUCUUGAUCAAAGCACUCUUUUCACUAGAACUGAACAGGACUGAUUUGUCUUGGGAAGAUGCUGGGGGGGGGGACACACUGGUAUUUUAAAUAUCCUCAGUCAUAUUAAGCAAAAUAGUGUGAAAUGGACAGAGAUCCAUUUGUUUCAGUGGUCUUCAUUACUACUUCUAUAGUGGUUUGUUGGCUACUAAUUAAUGAAUCUUAAUAUAAGGAAUACUGAUGCCAUGUCUUAGAAGGUAGGGGUCCCCCCCCCCCCAUGUAUUUCGAGUAUACAUGUUUUUACUUUGUUCUGUCAUACUUGAGUGCCAAAGGAUAUGUUCUAAGCUAUUUUCUGUGUUUUGUCAUCAUAUGCAUUUGAAGUAGACAUUUACCUUGUAUAAACCAGAAUGUAUUUUAAAAAUCCUUUGCUCAUGUAAAGCUUUACAGAUGUUUCACAGAACCAUAGUUUAGAACUUCCUCUCAUGGUAUUGGAAACAACUGACCCAGUUUCAACUUCCAUUAUAUGUGAGUUUAUUGUACCUCUUCAGUAAAUGUUCCUGAAGUACAACCACAGAAUUCUGUACUCAUGUUGUUCUAAACUUUUAAUCUCUAUGAAUUUUCAGAUUAUUUUUAUUAGAAACUUCAUAGGAAAAAUGAAACUGCUUGGAUAUGGAAAGUUUGACCUAUGUAGGUUAUAAGAUUUUUAACUGAUCUGCUCUGAAGCAUUGUCAUAUGCGCUACAAUCCAGUUUUUCUGUCUGAAAUGUAAUUAAACUCAUGUAUCUUUUUAUUCCCAGAAUCAGAAGAUAAGACAUGUAUCAUAACAAAAAUAGGCAUAAUACAAUGUUUACAACAAAAAAGCUUUAUCACUUUUGUAUACAAAGGAUGACACAAGCUGUUUUGACUAAAUAUAAUUUUAAAUGCUGAUCUUUAUUCUCUGAGCACUGGACACCCUCUAUGUACGCAGUCACUGAGGUCACAGGAGAGGCACAGGACAGCUUUAUAUGCAUAUCUGCUUACAGUAACACCCACCAAUUCCCAGCUAUAGUAGAAACAAUGAGUGACCACCUGGGGCAGCAGGUUGGUUGUGCCUGUACCUCCUUGUGCAAUGCAACUCUGAAUACACUCUUAGUGAUACCUCACUCCAGUAUUAGUGGGUCCCCAUAUUCUGUGAUUUCUUUUUAAAACAUAUCCAAUAUUCAUUUUAGUAUGAAAUAUUGUCUUCAACAAUAUUCCAUACUUACCUGCAACAAAAAAUAGUUGUUAGGUCCUAAAAUUUAGGAGCUUCGAAGUUCUUUCUCCUAUGUUACAUACUGUUUAUUUCCCCAAUGGAUAAUAUUGAAAAUAUAUGUAUUGAACACAUUCCUGUAUAUUUUUGUUAUGAAAAAAUAGCAUGAACAAAUUACUAUGAAUCAUACAUAUUUUAUUAUUUUUAAAAUAGUACUGCCUACCAGCAUAAUAGCGAGUACUUUUAACAGAUUAUAUGAAGGUCAUUUUUGUGAAAGUUGCUAUCAUCAAAAAGAAUGCUUAAUAUUAUAUCACUUUUAGCUGCUGUAUUUUUUAUGUUGAACUUGAUUGUUGCUUCCCAAUGAAUGUCUAAUUGUUUGUAGAUUAUACUUAACAACAUCUAGUGUUGGCUGUAAAUCAAGGGCUAGUUUUGAUGUUCCAGGUAUGAAAAUUUUGCCUUGUAUUUGUACAUUUUUUGACUCAAGCAUUUUAAUGAGUUGUCCUUCCCCCACCCCGCUCAAGUUCUUUGUUCAAUUAGUUCAUUAAAAGAAUUGAAGCAUAUAUCUUAGAAUAUAUUUACUGCUGCACUGCAAUAUUAUUUACAGCGGUAUAUUUUAAAAAUGUAAUGUAAAAAAGGGUCUUCCCUCAAGCUCAGCCCCAUGCAUCCCGAACAAUUGUAGUAGUGAUAAAACUGAAAAUGUAUGCAUUUCAAAAUAUGCUUAAUGUAUAUCAGAUUCUUUCUCUUUCAAAACAACUGAACAUGGAUCACAGCACUGGUAGAUGAGAAUGUCUGAUGUAAGUUCUGUUAAGCUAUUCUUUUCUAUGUAUUCUAAGUGCUGAAUAUGAAAAGCAAGAUGUGCAGAAGCCUGAAUUGCAUUCCUAAAUCCCCAUUUGUGUGUGUCCAAAUUGACUAUAGGUAUAGUUCCAAACAGUAUUUCAUAUGCAACAGCUAUUGCACUUUAAUUGAUUGACUUUUUUAGGGAUUUUCAAACUGAUUUCUGUUAAAGAAGGUACCUGUGCCUGAAGCAUUGUUGUCCCUUUCUUGAUCCUUCAGAUUCUUUGUUCAAGGACUCUGCAGUGUUUAAAAUUCAUUUUGUUACAAAUGGUACAACCACUUCAUUCAUCAUAGAUGGUUUCAGAUUAUAUGUAUUUGGUACCAUAAAAUGCCACACGUUAUAGAGCUGUAUAGCAAGCCUACAAAAGAUACAAGCAUGGCUUCAAUAAACAAGGGUUCAUUAGUUUUUGUGCAAUGACUAUCAUUUGUAUUUUUUGCAAGAAUGGAAAGUCACAAUUUAUGUGGCACCUCUGUGAUCAAAAUGAUGAAAUGCAUGAACUAUUAUUUUGGUUGCAUUCAUAAACUUGAACACUUUUUAUUUAAUCAAAAUUGUAAUCUUAAGUUUAGAUUUAUUCCCAAUUGUUGCAUGUCAAAUACCAAUAAAAUGCCACUGUGCACUCCA
Molecule: messenger RNA, 6303 nt
Organism: Varanus komodoensis (Komodo dragon)
Lineage: Eukaryota; Metazoa; Chordata; Lepidosauria; Squamata; Varanidae
Gene: RAB11FIP2
Product: RAB11 family interacting protein 2
Exons: 5
Coding region: 747-2282 (511 amino acids)
Biological process (GO): regulated exocytosis
Cellular component (GO): endosome; phagocytic cup
Molecular function (GO): small GTPase binding
Source: RefSeq, a predicted model, not a curated record